ACCGCUCGCCGCCCCGUGGACCCCUCCUUUGCUGAUGAGAUGCCCCAGGCGCCCGUGCGGCCCUUUAUGGCAAUCUCCCGACAUGAACUCGCGGAGGCGGUGGCCUCCACCUCCAGUCGCUCCGCCCCCGGCCCGGACCACAUGAGGUGGCCCUGG
Dichomitus squalens LYAD-421 SS1 is the source of this 156-nucleotide messenger RNA. RefSeq lists its product as uncharacterized. The annotation marks the transcript as partial. The record is from RefSeq and is a predicted model, not a curated record. Lineage: Eukaryota; Fungi; Basidiomycota; Agaricomycetes; Polyporales; Polyporaceae. The transcript has a single exon.